This is a messenger RNA of Morone saxatilis (striped sea-bass), 2822 nucleotides long. It is a transcript of the gene ccnk, whose product is annotated as cyclin K. The coding region runs from base 151 to 1812 and encodes 553 amino acids. The record is from RefSeq and is a predicted model, not a curated record. Gene Ontology annotation, biological process: positive regulation of DNA-templated transcription, elongation; regulation of transcription by RNA polymerase II. The transcript is spliced from 11 exons. Gene Ontology annotation, molecular function: cyclin-dependent protein serine/threonine kinase activator activity. NCBI's taxonomy places the organism in Eukaryota, Metazoa, Chordata, Actinopteri, Moronidae. Gene Ontology annotation, cellular component: cyclin/CDK positive transcription elongation factor complex; nucleus.
CGUCUGAUAACUAGUCCCUGACGUCUCUAUAAUGGCGGUGCCCUUGUUACAAUGGGGACUGUUGUUGGCCACUUGUUCGCCACUUUGUCGUGAAUAACUGCGGAUUAUUCAUCCAGCUGUCUGUUUUGGGUGAUUUACUCCGACGGCUACAUGUUAAAGCAGUCCAGUGCAGCAGGUCCAUCCAACGUGUCCUCUCCUCAGCCAAUGAAGGAAUCCAAGGAGAACUUGUCAAUGACCGGCCAAGGAAUUCUGGACCACAUCAAGCCAUGCUGGUACUGGGACAAGAAAGAUUUAGCCCACACCCCCUCCCAGUCCGAAGGCCUGGACCCUGGCACAGAGGCCCGGUAUCGGAGAGAAGGAGCCCGCUUCAUAUUUGACGUGGGGACCAGACUUGGCCUACACUAUGACACACUGGCAACUGGCAUCAUAUAUUUCCACCGUUUCUACAUGUUUCACUCCUUCAAGCAGUUCCCCAGAUAUGUGACAGGUGCUUGCUGUCUUUUCCUGGCGGGGAAAGUGGAGGAAACCCCAAAGAAGUGUAAAGACAUUAUCAAAACGGCCCGCAGCUUACUGAAUGAUGUGCAGUUUGCCCAGUUUGGAGAUGAUCCGAAGGAAGAGGUGAUGGUGUUGGAGAGGAUUUUACUCCAGACAAUCAAAUUUGACCUGCAGGUGGAGCACCCUUACAUGUUCCUGCUUCGCUAUGUCAAGCAACUCAAAGGUGACAAGAGUAAAGUGUGCAAGGUGCUGCAGAUGGCCUGGACGUUUGUCAAUGACAGCCUGUGCACCAUGCUGUCUCUGCAGUGGGAACCAGAGAUCAUUGCGGUAGCUGUCAUGUACCUAGCAGGCCGCCUCUGUAAGUUCGACAUCCAGGAGUGGACCGCCAAGCAGUCGUCACGCCGCUGGUGGGAGCAGUUUGUCCAGGACGUCCCAGUAGAGCUGCUGGAAGACAUUUGCCACCAGAUCCUGGACCUGUACUCCCAGGGCAACAAGCCCAUCCCUCAGCAGAUGCAGGAGAAGGAGCGGGAGCGGGCGCCUGCUCCUCCGCUCCCUGCUCCUCCAGUCCCACAGGGACAACCGCCAGCCGCCAACCCUCCUCCCCCACCACCAAAGAAGACCUCCCCUCAAGGAGGCAGCCCUGCACGCCAGCUCAAACGCUCACAUACAUCCCCAAAAGAUGAACCAAAGGCUCCAGAACAAGUUGGAUCAAAAAUUCCCCGACUGGAGAGCCCCAUGCCCCCUCUCCCGCUGCCUCCCCCAGACCGCAAAGCUCCAGCUCCAGCUCCAGCGCCUCCCACAGAAGCAGAACCGGGGAGUGAAGCGGCUCCUCCUCCCCCGCACGCUCCACCUCCACAUCAGCCUCCUCCCCUACCCCAUCGGCCCCCUCCGCCCCCGCCCUCCAACUACAUCAUGUCCACCACCAGCUCCUACAUGUCCGGAGAAGGCUACCAGAGCCUGCAGUCAAUGAUGAAGACUGAAGGUCCCUCUUACGCCCCCAUGCCACCCAGCUACGCACCCCAAAUCCCACCAUAUCACCCCCAUGUUUAUCCACCUCCUGCAGCACCGCCUCCAGGCCCUCCUCCUCCUUCCACCUACCCACCACCCAGCUUGCCGCCAACGUAUCCGCCACCGGGAUACAACAGCUACCCUCCGCCACCGCCUCCACGCAUGCCACCGGGCCACGGACCCCCUCCAGGCAUAGGUCUACCGCCUGCUGGGUACCCUCCUCCACCCCCCGUGCCCCCUGGACAGUCUCAGGUGCCCCUGCCCCCUCCACCUGGCAUGCCCCUGAACCGUGGUGGGUGGAUGAGAUGAGAGUGUGACAAGUGUCUGUGAACUGGAUCUGUGCAUGGCCACAGUUGGGGAUGGAAAACUCUGUGCAGAGGGAGAGCAACCAGGAACAAACGGGGAGAGCUUGUUCCCCUCCAGUAUGACUUUGUUUGAUGAGGUUCUUAAUGAAGGCUUAACUACAGAUAGACUCGAAGGGCAGAGUGAGGUGUGGACAGUAUUGUUAUGAGAACCUGAACUGGCAGUGAAAGACCGCAGUGCGAAUCCUGAAAUAUUUUUGAAAUAAGUGGCUUAAACAUGUACAGGAUAGCGCUUAAUGUGCCAAGUUCUGGGAUCUUGUAACAACUACCGUCUUCUCAUUGUUAUUGUUCUGGAUGUGUACCAGGAAAUAUUAGCGCCUUUAGCGCCCUUAAUUUAAAUUUUAGUUUUGUCACACAUGCUCAUUCAUUAAUUGUGGGCAGAUGAAAUGUACCAUUUUUACUUGGUUGAGUCAUUUAUUUGCUUCUAUAUUCGAUCACCCCGAUUAUGCUUAGGUUCUCCUGAAUUCUCAGACAUACUAAGGUAUCAGCAAUCAGUUUUUCUUUAGUCCGCAUUCCCACUGUUGCGGAGUAAAACAAAGCGUGACUCAACUGGAGAUGGUUGAACAUACAGUAGUCAUAUAAAAAGGACCAUGAUACUGUAAUGCAUCUUCAUGAAUCUACAGUUUUAUAUGACUCUUGUCAUGUUACUUUUUAUUCUGUGAAAGCAUUGAGGUCAUAAUUUUUUUUACUUCCAUUAGACCCUUAGUUUUUAUUUCUUGACAUUUGUCUGUGAAUCUGCACUGCAGACAGUAUUAGAGUUAUCACAUCAGUCAUGUCUAACACUGGACAGUCUAAGGUUAUAUUUGUACAUAUCUGGUCUUUUCAUUUAGGCUUUUCUUUUGGAGAGUUUCUAUCCAUAUGUGCCUUAGUCAGGCUUCUCUUCUGUAUUCUGCAUGCAGCUUUGGUUUUUUGUGAGUCGCACUUAGUACAAUAAACACCUGCUUUUCCUACUUUGAA